Brassica napus (rape) is the source of this 1545-nucleotide messenger RNA. RefSeq names its product ultraviolet-B receptor UVR8-like. The transcript is spliced from 2 exons. The record is from RefSeq and is a predicted model, not a curated record. NCBI's taxonomy places the organism in Eukaryota, Viridiplantae, Streptophyta, Magnoliopsida, Brassicales, Brassicaceae. The coding region runs from base 80 to 1375 and encodes 431 amino acids.
UUUCUUUUUGUUAACUAAAUCAAAUUUCAAAAUUACUUUUGUUUCUUUCUCCUUUGGCUUCAAUUUCUCAAAAGGUGAAAUGGUGCGACUAUGGUCGAUCGCGAAACUUUCCAAUUUCGGGAGACGACGAUGGUUCACGACCAUUGUUGGCGAGAGAAGUAGCAAAGUCAUGAGCUUCGGCGAUGGAAGCCACGGCGCUUUGGGGCUACCAGGCACGGGAAUGGGCCUCGACGCUUACGAGCCAACUCAAGUUUCCGAUAUGCCUUCCGACGUCUCGUUCAUAUCCGCCGGACACUACCACUCCCUCGCAGUCACCUCCAACGGCGAGAUUUGGGCUUGGGGUCGCAACGAGGAAGGCCAGCUCGGCCGAAUCGGUAGAGACUCGAAAAGUCUAGCGAAGAGAGUGGAAGGUCUAGAGAAUGUGAGAGUCCGAAGAGCGUUUGCGUCUGGAGUUGUUUCAACCGCGGUUGGAGAUGAUGGGUCUUUGUGGGUUUGGGGAAGAUCGAAAAGAGGACAGCUUGGGCUUGGGAAAGGUAUCGUUGAAGCUCUGGUUCCUUCAAAGGUUGAAGCUUUAUGUCAAGAACACAUCGUUAAGGUGUCAUUAGGUUGGGGGCAUGUGCUUGCUCUUAGUGCUGAUGGUAAAGUGUUUGGGUGGGGUUAUGUAGCUGAUGGGAGAGUAGGGAAUGUUGGACUUCCUCUUGAGGCGUCUCCUCUUGAUUCACUUGCAAGUGGGUAUGGUGAGGAGGCAGCUGAGAAGAAAGUUGCGGAAGCUAUGAGGAAGGAGAGCAACAUGCCUAUAGCUUGGGAGCCUCGUUUGGUGGAAGAGUUGCGUGGUGUGAAGGUGGAAGAUAUUGCGUGCGGGUCUGAUCAUUCUUUAGUCCUUUGUCGUGAUGGUACUCUUUUGAGCUCCGGGAGCAAUGUGUAUGGUCAGCUGGGUCGUAGGAAUAAGCAGGACCUAGGAAUGUCACCUGUUGAUAUAACCGGGUCUCCGGUUUCAGUAGCAGCUGGUCUUGGUCAUUCUCUAGCUAUCUGCAAUGUUGAGUCAGAUUCCUCCAACACAAGGAGGGUUGUCUCAUCAUGGGGUUGGAACCGGAGCCAGCAGCUUGGUAGGGGAAAGCCAGAAGAGCUGCCAAGAGAAGUGGAGGGUUUUGAUGGGGAGACUCCAGCUUCUGUAUCAGCAGGGCGUGUGCAUUCCUUGUGUGUAACUGAGAAAGGAGAAGCUUGGGUUUGGGGAUGCGGAAGGAGUGGUAGGCUCGGUUUAGGAAGCUCGGUUGAUGAACCUGAACCAAUGUUGCUGGAAGAUGUUGAGGGUUGUGUUCUUCAAGCAGUUGCUGGCUUUGAUCACAGCCUCAUCUUAGUGUCUGAUUGUGUAUAGAUUAAUGUUAUGAAUAAAGAAGGUUCAUUUUUGUAAGAGCUGAGAGACAUGGAAAAGAAAAAGAGAAUUAAAUCAAAAACAUGAUCACCAACACCAAGUGAGUUCGUUUAUCAUACAUUUGUUUGUAUCUUUUGCCAAUGUGGCUGAAUAUAAGAGGUGUCUUCAAUGCA